Molecule: messenger RNA, 2439 nt
Organism: Bombus pascuorum
Lineage: Eukaryota; Metazoa; Arthropoda; Insecta; Hymenoptera; Apidae
Product: pro-resilin-like
Exons: 2
Coding region: 408-1172 (254 amino acids)
Source: RefSeq, a predicted model, not a curated record
CGAAAAGAUAUUCUUAUUUCAAUUUAAAAAAUACAUUGUAGUCUUUUAGAUCUCUCACAGGAGAAAAACCAAAAAAUGACGAAGUGGAGCGUAAAAUUAUCGAACACCUGUUCGUUAAAUUUCUUCGAAGCGUUAUUGCGCCAUGUAAUUGUAAAAGAAACCCGGACCAAGAUCGAGCAUCGCCAUACGAUCGGCUCGAAACCUACAUUUGUGAAAUCAUCCAAAGGCUCGAUGUCUCGAGUGUGUACCAAGAGUCUAGGUCUAGGACGCAACUUGAGGCCCGUUGGUCGCAUGGAUGCUAGAGAGAGAAAAAGAGAGAAAGAAAGACACAGAGAGAGAGACAUUUUGCAACACGAGGAUCGUCCAAAAUCGGUUAAUUCUGAGGGCAGAGGGUCGAGGGAUUGUGGAUGGACGGGCAACGAGAACGUGGUAGGUGUAACGUCCACCGGAGAAAGAGAGAAACAAACACAAUUGAAAGGACAGAGGAGAGGCAUGGAGGGAGAGGGGAGGAGAGAAUCGUCUCACAGCUGAAUUACUCUCACUUGAGAGGCCCCCGUCUCUUCUUCUUUGUGGGGGCUUCAAGUAUCCCCCUGCUUCUCGUGGGGUAUAAAGGACCCUGGUCUACCUUGCUCAGAGUCACAGAACAGAGCGGCAUCGCAGAAGCCGACAUGAAUCCUCUGAUCGCGUGUAUGAUAGUCGGUCUAGCAGGGUUCGCCCUGGCUGAACCACCGAUCUCGUCCGGCUACAGCUACAGCAGACCAUCCGGAGGGGGUGGUUACUCCAUAGGUGGUGGCGGUGGUGGAUACACCGCCGUAUCAACCGGCUACCAAACCAGCGAGGGAGCAUCCGUCGAUGGCGCGUUGCUCGAACAAAUCCGUCAGAUUUUGCUGAGGGAAGAACAGAGCAGUGGAUUCAUAGGUGGUGGUGGUGGUUAUGCCCCUAGCUCGAGCUAUGGCGCUCCAUCCAGUCAAUACGGUGUACCAAGCUCGUCCUACGGUGUACCAAGUUACCAGACACGCGUUGUAGGCAUCGAUCUCGAAGGAAUCAGGCAAGCCAUCCAAGUGGCACAGUUCAACCAAGUGACCCAUGGGCCUGGUGGCUAUCCAAGCGGACCAAGCGGAAGCUACGGAGUACCAAGCAGGCCAAGCGGUAGCUACGGUGCACCGUACUAAAACGGUCAUACAUCAGAUUAAACUACAGAUUGGAUGAUGGGAGAGCAAGAGAGGGAGAGAAAGAGUGAGAGCGAGUGAAGACACCAGUCGACCACCGCGACUAUCUUCCGAGCUGAAACUCCUAACGAACGAGAGAAACGAAGGUUAAGGUUGAAUCGAGAAAAACCAAAAAUAGAUUAAUCGAUAGUAAAACACAAGACAAUCCAGGUUUCUAUAACCGGACAGAAGAAUUUCUUUCAAGCGAAACCUAUCCUCUUCUAAAGUCCGCUCGGAAGGUCGUCGUAAAAUGGACGGAUCGUUAAAAAGAAUACUAUAAUAGAAAAUAGAAAGAUGGUGCUAUUUUCAAAGCACGAGGGUCGUCGUCGUUCGACGAAUCAGGAUUCUCAGGGGUACAGGACGAGGAUGAAAUCAAAGGUGUACGUAUAAGCUAACAUCGAGCAGGGAUUCCAGAGGCUCCUGUUUCGUUGAAAUCAAUUCGUCGUCGUUUCAACGGGCCACGAUCCUCCGAGGAAUCGCGGGUGUACGUACUAGAAGAUAACAGAAGCUCCUGGCUACUGGCUCGUUGGAGAAUAAAAGGUCGUCGCUUCAACGGGACAGGGUUCGAGGAGUGAACUUGAACGUUCGAACGAACCGGCCACAUAGAUCUAACGAUCUGAGCGUCGACGAGGUGUCCAUCUUCUUAUCGUACCAAAAUCGUCGUCGUCGCGGUCGGAUCCACGAGGGAUCCAAAAACGUAACCAGUGAUAGAAACAUACGAGUCGAAAACACGAAAAGAAACAAAUCGCUAUAGAGAACGAUCUCAUAGGAGAUUCGACGUAAGUUACAUUCGUUAUGACUUCGAGAUGGCAUAGCCGUGGAGCCGAAGCCGAAGUCGAAGCCGUGAUCGGCGCGAGAACGCGCCUUGUAAAUACAAUUUACACACGCUUUCCACAGCGUUCGCUGCGUCAUCCGACAGUACGAGGAGGAACUGAACGCGUACAUCAUCGAACCUGGUCUAACAGUUACUUCAAGGAAGAUCGAACAACUUAUCUAAAAAGAAAAAAGAAAAAAAGUAAUGAAAAACGAGGAAUAAAAGAUAAAAAUGAGUUCGAGGAACGGAGCGAACGCUGACACGAAAUACAUACGUACAUACAAGGAACACAACACAAAUACAUUAUAUUUUUUAUAUGUCUCUUAAACGCUAUUCCUUAACUAUGCAUCUUUUUUUAUACUUGUAUAAAGGCUUUUUUGUAGAAAAAAAUAAAAAAAAACGUCGCCACCGUUGAAA